AUGAGCGUGAAUGUGCCGGCCUGCCUACCAGACUGGGCCCAGGAGGGGAAGUCGUGCCCUUAUGGAAGCAAGUCCGGUUUGCUCUUGGGCAACUGGACCUGGCCCGAUCAAGGCGUGACAUGGAUCCACUACAUUGGUGCAUUCUACUCGUUUAUGCCCAUGUUGGUGAUCUUCGGCAUUUUGAUCUAUGGCCUCUGGACUCGAGGCGUGAGGGAGCUCUUCGCCUUCAUCUUCCAAGGGCUCACAGUGGUGGUGAUGACUGCCAUGAAACUCAUCAUCAAGCAGCGUCGGCCGGUUGGCUCCUGCAGUGUGACUUGCGGGAUGCCUUCGGGACACACCGUUGCGACCAUUGGCACCUUCGUGUGGAUUGCACUGGAGGUCUGGGCGGCCAAGUGUAUGGAACCCAAGCAGAAAGCCUUAGUCCUUGGCGUUGCAGGUUUGCUCCUGAUUCCUGUUGGCUGGAGUCGGGUGCUUUUCCAUGACCAUUCCUGGGACCAGGUCUUAGUUGGCGCUGUGGUGGGAACCCUGCUGGCUGUCAUUUGGUAUGGAUUCUUGACGUCUCGUCUAGCUUGGUGGCUCAUCAAGUUGCUGAAAGCUUGGGUGCCCUUCGUGGAAGUGAACUAUCCCAUCGACGGUAUGACUGAAGAGGCUCCUUGGGCUCCACAAGCCCCACCGGCCGACUACGGCACACGGGAACUAAAAAGCCAAUGA
Messenger RNA from Durusdinium trenchii, 711 nucleotides. The record is from the annotation of a GenBank genome assembly. Lineage: Eukaryota; Dinophyceae; Suessiales; Symbiodiniaceae.